AUGGCGGGGCGGCACGACCCUCGCGAGGCGUGGGACCGCCGCCUCGCGGCGCGUCGCGCGCACCGCGGGCGUCGCUUCGUCGUCAAGCUCGUCGUCGUCGCCGUCGUCGCCGCCGUCGCCGCCGCGGUCGACGGCGCGUCGUCGACGCGGGAUCCCGACGCGAACGUCGUCGUCGGCGCGCCCGAGGCGACGACGACGUCGUCGUCGUCGUCGUCUCGCGACCCCGGCGCCGCGCGCGUCCUCCUGAACGAGCGCGCGCACCUCGCGACCGCGGCGGUCCAUCGCUCGCGCCGCGGCCGCCGCCGCCGCGAGGACGCGUCCGCGCCGUGGCUUCGACCCGCGGAUGCGGCGGAGGAGGAGGAGGACGUCGACCAUUGCGGUUCCGUCGCGAUCGACGCCGCGCGCGACAAGUGCGCGCACGUCGCGCGACACUGCGGGACGGACGCCACCGACGGCCUCGUGGACUACCGCCGCCUCCACUACUGCGUCAUGCGCCCCCACCCGACGCUCUCCGCCGUCCUCCUCCUCGCCGUCGUCGUCGCCGCGUUCUACCUCCUCGGAGAGACGAGCGAGGAGCGAUUCUGCCCCGUCGUGCGACGGCUCGCAGACGCGCUCGAGCUGUCGCCGUCCGCCGCGGGAGUCACGCUGCUCGCGCUCGGGAACGGCGCCCCGGACGUCUUCGCGUGCCUCGCCGCGUUCAGCGCGAGCGGCGGCGGGGGUGGGGGGAGUCGCGGCGGGACCCUGUCCGCGGUCCCGGGGGGCGACGUCGGCGGCGGGAUGAUCGGCGCCACGCUCAGGCGCGUUGUGUCUCACCCUGGUCCCCAUACGACCCCGUGCGCGCGGUGCACGCCGUUCCUCGAGGACUUUACUUCCCGGCGGCGUUUCUCUCCGCCCAGGGUCACUCGCUUUCAAUCCCGACUACUCGCCUCGACGGCCUUCAACUCCGACUGA
Messenger RNA from Micromonas pusilla CCMP1545, 951 nucleotides. RefSeq names its product Ca2+:Cation antiporter family. The transcript has a single exon. Gene Ontology annotation, cellular component: membrane. Gene Ontology annotation, biological process: transmembrane transport; monoatomic cation transport. Gene Ontology annotation, molecular function: monoatomic cation transmembrane transporter activity. Lineage: Eukaryota; Viridiplantae; Chlorophyta; Mamiellophyceae; Mamiellales; Mamiellaceae. Bases 1 to 951 code for a protein of 316 amino acids. The record is from RefSeq and is a predicted model, not a curated record.